AAAUAAAGUGCGCAACUCUUACCUCUCACACCAUCCACAAAUAGAACACCAAGUUGUCAUCUAAUCUAAAAACAAAAACAAAUUAAACAUUGCUUACCCCCUUCCCCAAGUAACGAAGAACAUUCCAGAUUCCAAAAAUUCCCAAUAAAAUCCCCAAUCAAUCUACAAAACUUUUCAUAAAAUCAUAACAAACCCAAUUCAAAUACCCCAAAAAAAAUCAAAAAAAUGGGUAUGAUCUUAGGCAAAAUCACAGUAGAAACCCCAAAAUACGAGGUCAUAAAAUCAACAAACGAGUAUGAAAUCCGCAAAUACCCAGCAUCAGUAAUUGCAGAGGUAACCUAUGAUCCAUCCCAAAUGAAAGGCGGCAAUAAAGAUGGUGGAUUCACCAUUUUAGCCAAUUAUAUUGGCGCCAUCGGAAAACCCCAAAACACCACGUCGGAAAAAGUGUCCAUGACAGCCCCAGUCGUAACACAAUCCAGUAACGCCGCGGCGGCGGCGGAGGCGAUAGCUAUGACGGCGCCGGUGAUUACGAAAGGGCGGGAAGGGGAAAAGGAGGAGGUGACAAUGCAGUUUAUAUUGCCGGAAAAGUAUAAGAAGGCGGAGGAGGCGCCGAAGCCGGUGGAUGAGAGGGUGGUGAUUAAGCAGGAAGGGGAGAGGAAGUAUGGGGUGGUGAAGUUUAGUGGGGUGGCGAGUGAUGGUGUGGUGAAGGAUAAGGUUGAGGGGUUGAGAAUUGCAUUGGAUAAAGAUGGGUUUAAGGUGAUUGGGGAGUAUUUGUUGGCUAGAUAUAAUCCACCUUUUACUUUGCCUUUUCUAAGGACUAAUGAAGUUUUUUUACCAGUUGAGUGAGGUUUUUUAGGUUGUCUUUUGUAAUUUAGUUUUGUACUUGUGUGUGUUUUGUGAUACUAGAGAAUUUUGUUAUAAAUCAAUGAUUUACUUUUGGUAAUUAA
This is a messenger RNA of Spinacia oleracea (spinach), 947 nucleotides long. RefSeq names its product heme-binding-like protein At3g10130, chloroplastic. NCBI's taxonomy places the organism in Eukaryota, Viridiplantae, Streptophyta, Magnoliopsida, Caryophyllales, Amaranthaceae. The coding region runs from base 226 to 846 and encodes 206 amino acids. The record is from RefSeq and is a predicted model, not a curated record. The transcript has a single exon.